AUGAAGUUGAACAAGAAUAUCAGACUUGAGUCGUCCUCCUCUUCCGCCAAUGCAGAUAAAAUAAGAGAAUUUUGGGACUGGAUAUUGAGAAUCGGCAAUGGCGAUGUUGGCGAGGCAAAUGACAGUGAUGCCACAAUUGAAAUUCCCGAUGACAUACUGAUUCGUAAUUCUGCAGAUCUCUUUUUGGAUUUUAUCGAGUUUGUCUAUCCCGAUCUGAUGACCAACCUGUUCACUCCCGAGUAUUUCGAGGGCAGAGCAAUUCUUGCACCCAAUAAUAAAAGUGUCGGUUUUGUGAACGAUCAUUUUUUGUCGAUCAUAACUAGAGAGGAGAAGGUCUAUUUCAGCUCCGAUAAUAUGUGCAAGGAGGAUUUAUUAUCGGAUGUUAACGCAGAAAUAUACUCCCCGGAGUUUCUCAACACCAUAUCAUGCUCCGGAAUUCCACCGCAUAAGUUGACAUUGAAAAGAGGUGUUCCAUUUAUGCUCAUCAGAAAUAUUGAUCAGACCAUAGGAUGUGCAAUGGAACAAGGCUUCGGAAUGACUUUGGUUCCGUCCAACUCUGCAUUGCCUAUUAAAUUCCAGCGGCGUCAGUUUCCGCUGAUGCUCUAUGUCGCACUCUGGAGAGUUAAGAGUCGAAGUGGCAUAAAGAUUUUGAUUAACUCGGAAUCUGGCGAUACAACCAACGUUACAAUUAAUGUUGUAUACAAGGAAGUUUUUAGCAUAUAUGAAGGUUUAUGUUAA
Molecule: messenger RNA, 738 nt
Organism: Erythranthe guttata (spotted monkey flower)
Lineage: Eukaryota; Viridiplantae; Streptophyta; Magnoliopsida; Lamiales; Phrymaceae
Biological process (GO): telomere maintenance; DNA repair
Molecular function (GO): DNA helicase activity
Source: RefSeq, a predicted model, not a curated record